UCACACUAAUUUUGUUUCUCCUUUUGUUGCCUAAAUUCACCUUUUCUCCCAAUCAAAUACAUAAAAACCCUAAUCGGACUGCCUUCAUCUGCCUAAGUAAUCGUUAUGCUUCUAUUGUCCUCAUUCCUCUUUUAUAACACGCCAACACCAUCCUGUAUCCAACCUUGCACCAUCCACCGUAUCUGAGCGCUGUGAUUUUCUUGCAACGAACCCCCACCACGAUCCUUAUCCGCGUCUCUCUCUCUCUGUCCUGACUCACUCUCUAAUCCUGCCACUACUCAUCGUCAUCGACACCGCCAUCAUUGCUGCUCCCAUCUCCGCCAGCAAACCGGUGGCUCAACAUUAUGCCCUAUGCUAUGCUCUUCACUAAAAAAAGGUCCAGAAGCAUGCUGAACAGUACGUCUCUCUGCAUAUUAAGUACUGGGGCUGUAUAAAUUUUUGUCCUAAUUUCAAGAUUCCAAGAACCAAAAUCAAUAAGAAACAAUUAAUUUCAGACAAGAACUGAAACUGGUUUCAAUUUUGGACCAAACAUGGUCCAAAUCAGAAAGCACAUGGACUAUUUUUGUAAUUUACUUUAAAGGGAUCAGACCCAUAUGUUGCAACAAAACUCUCAUUUUCAAUGUUUUUGUCAUUGUUCAGAUGUAGAUGCUAGGAUGCAGGACACAUGGUCAAGAAUGUUGGUUAAAUUGUUAUCUUUUCGUGAUGGGAAUAAGUGGUUGAAAUAUAUUCCAAUGACAAAAAAGAGCGAAAUAGGCGGAUUUUUAAGAAUAUUAUUUAGGAUCCAGUUUUUAUUACAAAAGUAAUUUUGGAAGAUGUUCGAAGACCUUGGGUUUUGCAAGAGUGAUGAGAUAUUUAUUUCUAGCUACAAUUUGAAUUUUUUACGAUCAAGCAUGUCGUCUUUAAACAAGUAAGUGCAACACUCAUUUGAAACGAUGAUAUUGAACAAAAAACAGCAAAUAUGUGACCAAUGGAGGCUUAUGUUGGAGAAGACUCGGAUGUAGAUUUCUAGAUGAAAGAAAUCUGUUGUUUGAGAUAGGUUCAUUUAUAAUCUCUAUAGUAUUUGAGUUGGCAAGGUCAAAUCAUAAACCAAAGAAAAAUCUCUUAGUUUGGUCAUCAAUCCAUGACGAAAUUAUAAGUGAAAAUGAAAUGGAUAAAAUACAUUGGUGGUGCUGGUGCAAAUUUUUAAAGAAAUGUGAUUUUGAAAAUGGAGCUGAAGCAGAAAGAUUAACACAAAAGUAUAUUACAGCAAGGUAAAAAGUAGUAGUGAAGUAAAGGGAAAUUAUCUUCAUUUAUCAAUGAUAUUAGUGUAGGCUUCUUAGGUUGGUUUUGGUUCAAAUUGUUGUUCAGAAAGUCUUUAUCUUCUGUUUUUAAAAGACAUCAUGAAGGUUCAAGUUUGGUGUUGGUUUUUGGAUCUUAGAUUUUUGUGUUGUUGUUGUAUGUUAUGUUUUGUUUUACCCAUUUUAAAUCCAACUGCAACAUGUCUGGUGAAAUGUUGGUGUUCAGUCAUUUCUUUAUUUGUUGUAGUUUGAGUAGUUGUAUGUUUGUAAAAUUUCACCCUCUUUAUAUAUAAGUUGUUGUUCAAAAA
Lactuca virosa is the source of this 1585-nucleotide messenger RNA. NCBI's taxonomy places the organism in Eukaryota, Viridiplantae, Streptophyta, Magnoliopsida, Asterales, Asteraceae. The record is from the annotation of a GenBank genome assembly.